AAGUUUUGGUCAAAACAAUAGCAAACAGUGCCCUUGCUUGUUACCAUAAAUUCUUCACAAGUUUGUGGAUUAUUUGCAUUGCGUAGAAGGGGGUACAAAUUACGACGUUUGUCUCUGAUCGGGAAAGCAUUUUAUGUAUAAACUCGUCUCAAGCUUUUUAAAUGAGUCUGAACACUUUGGCUGCUGCAGCAAGUUUUGUCGAAGCGCAAAGUAAUAAGAGCGAGGUUGACACACGUGAAAAUUCAUCGAAACGUCUAAUUAGUUCUCCAACAUCUGACUCGGAUUGUGAAAAAGACAAGAGACGGCCAGGAGGAGCAGGGACGCGUGAAAUUCAUAACAGACUCGAGAAAAAUCGACGGGCUCAUUUAAAAGUAUGUUUUGAAACUUUGAAGAAAGAGAUUCCAACCUUGGAUGACAAAAGAACUUCGAAUUUAAGCAUCCUCAAGAGUGCUCUCCGAUACAUAGAAAAUUUGGAGAAAAAGGCCAAAGAAGUGACAAAGGAAAAGGAAGAACUAAAAAAACACAACUUGAGUUUACGAGAACGACUGAGAACUUUGAGGAAUGAGAUUAAAGUUCUUCUAGAUGCCUCAACUGGCAUGAAACAAGAUAUUUCAAAAACAUCUGUGUCAUUUUGCCCUCUCCAGAAAAUGCAAAUGCAGCUGUAAUUAAUAAAUUGCCAGAACCUGUUGCAAUGGCAAUAUUACCAUCCAACCCCAAAUCUCCUAGUACUUGCGAAGAUGAAGAGGUUUAUGUUGAUGAUGAUCUAGAGUCUUGACACUUGUCAAGGGCUUCACAGGUGACGAAAUAUUUGCAUAGCAAUGAUUAUCACUUUGCUAUGAUGAAAAAAGAUAGCCAUUAGUGUAUACUCAUAUCACUUAAUAGCACACCCUUGUUGACAAUGUUUGUUUUGAUUGCCCAGUAAUAGCCACUUCCUUUUUUACAAGUACUUUUUGACAAAGCAGUCAAGCUUUUUUUCAUUUUGGCAAUUUUUAUGAUUAGUAGCGUUUGUGUUUACUGUGGGACAACUUAACUUGUAGAACUAUACAUUUCUAAAACAAUGAAUAAUAGUAAUUAUUUAAAAUUUACAUAGCGGGAGUAAAUCUACAGGCUGGCUACGCUACUGUUUAUGGUGGAACAUACGUCUAAAAGAAUUUUUGCUAAAAUGUUUCUCCAACUUUAGAAAAUGAAUAUUCAUUUUUAUGUAAAUUAAUUGCACAUUCCUAUUGUCAGUUUUAUGACACUAAACUCAAGUCUCAAAUUGUCCUUUUAGUGUUAUUCACAAAUUAUGAUAUAUUGACACAAAAAUUCAAGGGACUUCAAUUUGUUAACCAGUUAAAAACAAGUUUUACUCAUGUAAAUACAUCAAAUAAAAUAACUAAAUUUAAUUAAAUGAGUUUGUUACAAACAAUGC
Messenger RNA from Xenia sp. Carnegie-2017, 1411 nucleotides. Its product is annotated as max-binding protein MNT-like. Gene Ontology annotation, molecular function: DNA-binding transcription factor activity, RNA polymerase II-specific; RNA polymerase II cis-regulatory region sequence-specific DNA binding; protein dimerization activity. The record is from RefSeq and is a predicted model, not a curated record. Lineage: Eukaryota; Metazoa; Cnidaria; Anthozoa; Malacalcyonacea; Xeniidae. The coding region runs from base 162 to 665 and encodes 167 amino acids. The transcript has 5 exons. Gene Ontology annotation, biological process: regulation of transcription by RNA polymerase II.